AUGACCAUAGCGUCCAUAUCAUUUGGGUUCACGUUUGGCCAUUUGUCGGGGCUGGUCCGCUCCUUGCAGAAGAAUGAAGAUGGAAUUACUCUCACAGAAGCAGAAAUAUCCGUAAUAACUGCCAGCUUGACAUUCACAUCCAUAAUUGGAAUCAGCAUACUCGGCCUGUUCGGAGACAGAGUCGGGAGAAGAUGGAGUUUCAUUCUCUUCUCCAUACCAACGCUUAUAGGGUGGAUACUUGCGUAUGUCUCAAGAGGGUUCAUGACUUUACUAAUAUCCAGAGCAUUGUGUGGCAUGGGAGUUGGUGGAUUAUCAAUAUUGAACAUGAUUGGUGCCGCAGAAUAUACAUCUCCAAACACAAGAGCGUUUUACCAGAGUAUGAUCUCUUUGGUUGCAGCGGCGCUAGGAAUUGGUAUGGCACAUUCUCUCGGAGUUAUAAUACAUUGGAAAACUUUGUCCAUAUUCGGAAUGGUGCUAGCUAUCUUACAUAUAUGUUUACCAUAUGUAUGUGUGGAAUCUCCCCAAUGGUUGGCAUCUAGAGGAAGAUUCGAUGAGUGCCAAACGGCAUUCCGUAAAUUACAUGGUACCAAAGGGAGUAGUGAAGACGAAUUGAGGUUAUUAAUCAAAAUGGAGACUAAAAAACAGAUUGUGGCAAGCGAAUCGAAAAUGAACAACGGGUUUAAGAAGCUUUUGGAUGCUUUAAAGAAGAGAUACUUCUGGGGUUUGAUGAUGACCAGCUGUUUUGCUUACUUGUACUUUGCCUUCGCUGGCAAAGUUAUAUUCACUAAUCUAGCGACUGUUAUGUUGGAAGAAAUGACUGGAACUUCUGAUAUUUUGUUAUACACAUUGCUAGUGGAUGGUUUUGUUUUAUUAGGGACAUGUCUUUCUUGUGUUUUGAUUAAGAAAAUGUCUGUCCGUGUUCUGUUAUUCACAUCUGGUGUCACUGCUAAUGUAUUAUUAUUGAUUUUGAGUAUUUGUUUGUAUUUUAAGAACGACGAGGAGUAUUUUCAGUGGAUCAUUGUUGUUUUGCUUGCGUUUUAUUUCAUUAUUGCUAACGCUGGACCUUAUCCAGUGAUGGAUAUAUUGUUAGGGGAACUGUUUCCUCUAGAAAUCAAGUUGUAUUGUUUUUUACUGUCUACACCUACAAUGGGAGGGACACUUUGUGCCAGUAUCAUGCUAAUGCCAAUACUGGUUACUGCAGUGGGUUACCAUGGUCUGUUUUUCAUCAAUGCAAUGGUUGUGUUCGUUUGCUUGGGUUACUUCUGGCUAAGGUUGCCGGAAACGAAAGGUAAGACUCUGCAAGAGAUCGAGAUGUAUUUUAAAACGAAAGAUUUUGAUGUGGCAAAUAUUGUGAAGGAACAAAAUAAACCUUUAGUAUGA
This is a messenger RNA of Bicyclus anynana (squinting bush brown), 1380 nucleotides long. RefSeq lists its product as uncharacterized. The transcript has 2 exons. Gene Ontology annotation, molecular function: transmembrane transporter activity. Bases 1 to 1380 code for a protein of 459 amino acids. Gene Ontology annotation, cellular component: membrane. The record is from RefSeq and is a predicted model, not a curated record. Gene Ontology annotation, biological process: transmembrane transport. NCBI's taxonomy places the organism in Eukaryota, Metazoa, Arthropoda, Insecta, Lepidoptera, Nymphalidae.